Messenger RNA from Rotaria sordida, 432 nucleotides. The record is from the annotation of a GenBank genome assembly. Lineage: Eukaryota; Metazoa; Rotifera; Eurotatoria; Philodinida; Philodinidae.
AUGAAUACAGCAAAUUUUCGCUUUUACAUUAAAGUGCAUACUGCACUUAAUAUUCAAGCAAGAAUUAUUCAUGAUGAAUUGUAUUCUGUUUGUGGUGAUCAAGCUUCUUCUCUGAGAAUAGUUGAACGAUGGUCUAAGUUGUUUCGUGAAGGUCGAGAAGAAAUUGAAGAUGAAGUAGGACCUGGUACGCCUGUUACUGAAACAACAUCUGAAAAUAUUGAACAGGUUCGACUUCUUAUCGAUGAUGAUCCUUACACUAGAAUAGAAGAGGUGCAAGAACAAACUGGUUUAACCUACGGCAUCAUUCAUCGAAUCAUCACCGAUCAUCUAAAACUUAAGAAGAUUACCGCUGAUUAUAUACCCAAAGACCUGACUGAUUUUCAAUGGGCUGAACAAGUUGGAAUAUGUAAACAAAAUUUAACAAAAUUUUAA